Messenger RNA from Didymodactylos carnosus, 942 nucleotides. The record is from the annotation of a GenBank genome assembly. NCBI's taxonomy places the organism in Eukaryota, Metazoa, Rotifera, Eurotatoria, Philodinida, Philodinidae.
AUGAGUACUCGGCUGAGAGAGUCAUUUGGUGGUACACGCGUAAUUUCGCUUCUUCGUCAAACACCUUCACUCUCAACUCGUCCAUCUUCACUCGAACAGCGUCAAAGAUGGCACGCUCAUCGUCUAUCGUGGUCAGCGGAUGGCGACAGACGAGUUCGAUAUACUUCGUCAGAAUGUGGGUGGCUUUCUGUCAAUGAACGGUUUCUUGUCGACAUCGAGCAGCCGCGAUUUGACAAGCUCGGUAGCGGUAUAUGGACUGUGAAGCUGGUUCUGAAUGGUGAUGAGGAUAUCGAAUUGAGACGACUCAUAGACCUCACGAAGAAGGAAAUACAAGGAUCAAAUGAUUUCUUCAGUUUAGGGAGUUUACUAAUGAAGAUGGGUGAACAUGAUAAAGCAGAAGAGUUUUAUCUGAUGAUGCUUAAGACUAGUUCUCCGAAUGAUGGUGGUAUCGGAGCUAUUUAUAACAAAAUUGGACUGAGUUAUUGGGAAAGACGCAACAAUGCGCAGGCAUUACUUUAUUACAACAAGUCUCUAGAUAUCUACAAGAAAUGUUUGCCUGCAGAUUCAGCAUCACUAGCCGCAGUAUAUGCCGAUAUUGGCGCCGUAUAUAAAGCAGAGGGUGACUUGGACCAGGCACUGAUGAACAUGGAAAAGGCACUGAAAAUACAAGAGAAAUCUCUUUCGCCAGAUGAUCCGGGUCUUGCAACAAUGUACAACAACAUUGGAGUGGUGUAUCAUGAGAAGAAGGAGUAUUACAAGACUCUAGAAUACUUUCUAAAAAGCUUGAAUAUUCAACAAGUAGUUCUCCCUCCGAAUCACCCUACAUUGGCCACUACAUAUAACAACAUUGCUAGUGGGCAUUAUGUGAGAAGUGAGUAUGCACAAGCGCCGAAAUAUAUGCAAAUGAUACUGAAGAUACAACUGCGUUUAUUACCACUAUAG